UUUCUCUGUUGCAAGUUUAAAAAAUGUUUAUUUCCGGUGUGAUUCAGUUCUAGAAACAUAAGAAAGUGUACAUUUUCAUUUAUUUUCUGUCGUCAAUUUUAGCCACGGUAACGUGUAAGCGAUUGUUGAAAAUUAAUUUUACUUUUAUGUUCGUUCGGAGCCAGUCGUAAACCGCGUUCUAAUUGUGUGCGAUCUCCUUUUGGAGAGGUUUCACGAGGUGCUUCGUCAUAGAUAGUGGAAGGUUCGCGCGGCCGGCGACUGCGGAGCCGUGUUUUCCUGGUGCCAGCUUCAGUGAAGCCAGGAUCAACGAUUCAUCCAGUCUGUCAGCUCUCGUCCAGUGGGGCGUUACCGUUUUAUAUGACUUUAGCAAGAUAUAUAGAGACAUCAGUACAGUGCGAGGAGAGCGGUCGGUGCGGCGCGACGAGGAGAGCGGCCGGCUGCCGUCGAGCGUGCAUGACUCACACAACACUUAGCACUACUGCUCGCAGAAGAUCAAAAUUUUGCAGUAACCGCCAUCGGAAGCUGCUGCCGCUGCGGCAGACGUGACUGCAGCCCGCUGUCGCGCGCCGCGCCACAUGCCCCGCUAGCACUCCCAGCCCGGAACAAGAAGCAGUGGGUAGCCCGGUUUAGUUAGUUAGUUGUAUUCAUAAGCAUCAACCAUGGGUUCCCUCAACGUGAACCGCAAUGUCGCCGACGCCUUCUACCGCUACAAGAUGCCGCGCAUCUGCGCCAAGGUCGAGGGCAAGGGCAACGGGAUCAAGACCGUCAUAGUUAACAUGCCCGAGGUCGCCAAGGCUCUUGGCCGGCCAGCUACAUACCCGACGAAAUACUUCGGGUGCGAGCUGGGCGCGCAGACGCAGUUCGACUACAAGAACGAGCGCUUCAUCGUCAACGGCUCCCACGACUCGGCCAAGCUGCAGGACCUGCUGGACGGGUUCAUCCGCAAGUUCGUCCUCUGCCCCGAGUGCGACAACCCGGAGACUGAGCUGAUCGUGUCCACCAAGCGGAACACCAUCUCGCAGGGCUGCAAGGCAUGCGGCUACCACGGGACCCUCGACUUCUCCCACAAGCUCAACACCUUCAUACUCAAGAAUCCGCCCACCAAGGACCCCAGCACUGAGGGCUCGUCGCUGACGGAGGGCAACCGCGGCAAGCGCUCCAAGCGCUCCGGGCCCGGCGCCGCCAACGGCAACCACGACGCCGACAACAACGACGCCAAGCCUGAAAGCGAGACGCCAGCCACCCCCGUGGCGCCGACGCCGAAGAGCAAGAAGGAGCACAAGCAUAAGCACGACGACGACGAUGACGACGGCACCUGGACCGUCGACGUCAGCGACGCGGCCGUGCGGGCCCGCAUGCAAGAUCUAACGGAGGGCGCCAAGUCGAUGACCCUGAGCGAGGAUAGCGAGAAGAACGAGAAGCAGCGCAUGGACCUGUUCUACGCGUACCUCAAGCAGAAGGCCGCGGCCGGGGACGUGACGUCCACCAAGGCCUGCACUGACUUGCUGCACGAGGCCGAACGGUUGGAGGUGAAGUCGAAGGCGCCGCUGGUGCUGUUCGAGGUGCUGGUCCGCCCCGCCGCGCUGGCGGCGGACGUGCGGCGCCACCGCGCGCUGCUGCUGCGCUUCACGCACGGCGACGCGCGCGCGCAGCGCUCCGCCCUGUCCGCCCUCGACGUGCUGUGCGCGCUCAACCCCGGCCUGGUGCCCAAGGUGGCCGGCGCGCUCAAGUUGCUGUACGACCUGGACAUCGUGGAGGAGAAGGCGAUCGUGGAGUGGUUCAACAAGCCAUCGCGCAAGGCGCUGAGCAAGGAGGUGGCGGCGGAGGUGCGGCGCCGCGCGCAGCCCUUCCUGGACUGGCUGCAGCAGGCCGAGGAGGACUCGGACGAGGACGACGACGAGGAGGGCGAGCUCGAGAUCGAGUACAAUGACCGCGCCGCGGCGACGCCGAUGAAGGCGCAGGCCGCCGCCGCCGCCGCCAAGCCGGCGCCGCGCGACGACGACGACAACGACCUCGACAUCGACGCCAUCUAACCUGCACCCUCCACCCCCACCACCACACACACACACGAGCCCGCCGUCGGUCGGCAAACAACUACUGUCUCUAGGGUUGCCAGGUUCACGACAUUCGAAAGGCGAGAUUCAAAAAUGCAACCUUAUGUCGACAUCAAUAACGGUAGCGUUCACAAAUAUAUUAUAUGCGGCGCCUGGUAAUUUGAAUGUCGAUAAAUGGAUCCUAUUUGACUCCAUUUGGUUUACUGACCGACGGGGCGCUCUGAAACGUCGCAAUAGAAAUAAGAGUAUAUCGCUUUUAUAAAAUACAUAUUGAGCAUUUUACUCCAUCUUAAUCGAGUCAUUAACUGAUUUUUUAAUUUCUCGUAAUGUGCAGCUGCCGUUUGGUUUGAUUGUUCCUAUAAAAACGUAUACCUCGUUAAAAUAUCACAAUCAUCAAAUAACUUUAAAUACCAGCUCGUCACGCGAAUCCCGUGCAUUUACUUAUCUGGGAUUUCCGUUGUAUGAAGUAUUUACAAUUUCAAAAACAUUCAUGUGAUAUAGUUUUCAACCCAAAUUACACAUUUGGUAAGGAAACGUAAAAACUAUGUACUUUAUUGAAGCGAUAUACAAGUACCCAUGGGAGAAAAUAAUCACAUACAAGAACUGUUUAAUUUUGACUUAUUUUUAAAAUUUAUUGACAGAUACCUAACGAAAAUAUAAUUAAAAGACCCGAGUCUGGACGUUAAUCAGACUAAAUAAGCCCCAAGUUUCCAGGUUAAAUAAUG
Messenger RNA from Cydia fagiglandana, 2779 nucleotides. RefSeq names its product eukaryotic translation initiation factor 5 (gene eIF5). Gene Ontology annotation, cellular component: cytosol. Bases 660 to 2033 code for a protein of 457 amino acids. The transcript has 13 exons. Gene Ontology annotation, molecular function: GDP-dissociation inhibitor activity; translation initiation factor activity; eukaryotic initiation factor eIF2 binding. NCBI's taxonomy places the organism in Eukaryota, Metazoa, Arthropoda, Insecta, Lepidoptera, Tortricidae. The record is from RefSeq and is a predicted model, not a curated record. Gene Ontology annotation, biological process: formation of translation preinitiation complex; translational initiation; formation of cytoplasmic translation initiation complex.